GAAGGUUCUGAGAUAAUCCAAUCACUGUCGCUCUGGUUUAUAAAGUUGCCCCAGAGCCACCCAAAACCAGACGCUCAAGGGCCCAAGGAUGGGGGCCACUGUGCCCCCUGAUCUCCUCCUGCUGCUGGCGGCCCCGUUGUUCUGGGUUCAAACUCGCGCAGGCUCGCACUCGCUGCUCAAUUUCACCACCGCCGUGUCCCGGCCUGGUCUCGGGGAGCCGCGGUUCAUUUUCGUGAGCUACGUAGACGACACGCAGUUCGUGCGCUUUGACAGUGUCGCGGAGAAUCCGAGAGUGGAGCCCUGUGUCGAGUGGAUGGAGCAGGAGGAGCCUGAAUAUUGGGAGCUACAGACCCAGACAGCCAGGACUCAAGCACAACAAUCUGGGGGAAACCUGAUGGUCCUGCUUCGCCAUUUCAACCAGAGCGAGGACGACUCUCACACGCUGCAGGGGAUGCAUGGCUGCGACAUGGGACCAGAUGGGCGCCUGCUCGGCUGGUACAACACGAUGGCCUAUGAUGGCAUGUAUUUCUUCCCCUGGGACAAGGACCUGAACUCCCAAACAAUGACCACCAGCACUAUAGCUCAGAUCUCGCAGCAGAAGGCCCAUCUGAAGGCUGGCGACUGCUUGGAGCUGCUGCAGAAACACCUGGAAAAGGGGAAGGACACCCUGCUGCGCUCAGACCCACCAAAGGCACAUGUGACCCAUCACCCCAUAAAGAAUGGAGAUGUUACCCUGAGGUGCUGGGCCCUGGGCUUCUACCCUGCUGAGAUCUCCAUGACCUGGCAGUUGGAUGGGGAAGACUUGAUCCAGGAAAUGGAGUUUGUAGAGACCAGACCUUCUGGGGAUGGAACCUUCCAGAAGUGGGCAGCUGUGGUGGUGUCUUCUGGAGAGGAACAGAAAUACACAUGCCUUGUGCAACAUGAGGGGCUGCCUGAGCCCCUCACCCUGAGAUGGGAGCCUGCUUGGUACAAGAAAUUCAGCAUAAAUGACUCGUUCGUGAUUCUCAUCAUCAUCAUCAUCAGCAUGGACAGUUGCCAGGACUGUAUCAAGAUUGCUGUAGAUGAUAAGGCUCCGCCCAGACCCAGGCAGGUGAGUGAGGGGUCCAGGGGAACCAGUCUCUUCCGUGAGAGCGGGAUCGGCACCGGUGAAGCCGGGUCCCAAAGUCGCCCGGCCAGACCCUCCCAGCCCCUCUCCACCCGCGUCCCGAGCCCCGCGCCCUGCUCCCCUCCCGGUCCGCACAACCGCCCGGGUUCCCAGGAGGAGAGUCGGGAUCUCACCGUGCCCCGCCCCCAGGCUCGACUCGCUGAGGCAUUUCCGCACCAUCGUGUCCCGGCCCCUCCGUACGUUGCCAUUGGCUACGGGGACAAUUCGCAGUUCGACAGAGAAGCGGAAACUCUGAGAGCCAGGCCGCGGGUUCCGUGGGUAGAGCAUGAGGGGCCGGAGUACUGGGAGCGCGAGACGCGGAUAUUCAAGGAGCACCCACAGAAUUUCCGAACGUGA
Molecule: messenger RNA, 1501 nt
Organism: Peromyscus eremicus (cactus mouse)
Lineage: Eukaryota; Metazoa; Chordata; Mammalia; Rodentia; Cricetidae
Product: H-2 class I histocompatibility antigen, Q10 alpha chain-like
Exons: 7
Coding region: 89-1501 (470 amino acids)
Biological process (GO): antigen processing and presentation of endogenous peptide antigen via MHC class Ib; immune response; positive regulation of T cell mediated cytotoxicity
Cellular component (GO): external side of plasma membrane
Molecular function (GO): signaling receptor binding; peptide antigen binding
Source: RefSeq, a predicted model, not a curated record